This is a messenger RNA of Mercurialis annua (annual mercury), 3314 nucleotides long. Its product is annotated as receptor-like protein EIX2. The record is from RefSeq and is a predicted model, not a curated record. Lineage: Eukaryota; Viridiplantae; Streptophyta; Magnoliopsida; Malpighiales; Euphorbiaceae. The coding region runs from base 21 to 3206 and encodes 1061 amino acids. Gene Ontology annotation, molecular function: protein binding. The transcript has a single exon.
GUUCAUUUCAUAUUUUUCAAAUGAAGGCUGUUUCUGUUAUACUUCCUUUGCUUUGGUUUCUCUUCGCAUCCGCCGUAUUGGGAUGCAAUCACAUCGAAAGGGAAGCUCUUUUGAAUUUCAAAGACGGACUUAUAGAUCCUUCGGACCGACUAGCUUCUUGGGCUGCUAAUGACGCGGAGUGCUGCAGAUGGUUCGGAGUCGUUUGUGAUAACUCGACUGCCCAUGUCACGGAGCUCCAUCUCAGAAUUCUUUCUUCGGAAGAGUUUAGUUCCUCCGCUGCUGGCGUGGGCUACUAUUUCUAUGAUGUGUAUUUCGACAUGACUUCUUUUGGAGGUAAGCUUAGCGAGUCUUUGCUCGACUUGAAGCAUUUGAAUUAUCUCGAUUUAAGCAACAACAAUUUCGAAGGAGUUGAGAUUCCGAAGUUCCUUGGCUCCAUGGAGAGUUUAAGAUAUCUUAACCUCUCCAAUGCAGGAUUUGGAGGAACAAUUCCUCAUCAAUUGGGAAAUCUUACAACUUUGCAAUAUCUUAAUCUAAAACAAGAAGUUUCUUUGAAUGUUGACAGUUUGCAUUGGCUUUCUAGUCUUAGAUCCCUAGAAUUCCUCGACUUGAGUGGCACGAAUCUUAGUCGAGCAGUUAAUUGGUUAGAUGAGUUAAACACAAUGCCUUCACUAGUUGAAUUGCAUUUAUCAGCAUGUGUGUUUGAUGAUUCCAUACCUCUGCUUCCUAAUGUCAACUUUUCAUCCCUUGCCAUUCUUGAUUUGUCAAACAAUUACUACCCUCAAGUUCCGAGUUGGGUUUUUCGUCUUCCGACUCUGUCUUCUCUUGAUCUUUCGGGGAAUAGUUUUGAUGGGUCACUUCCUAUUCGUUUUCAGAACAUAACCACUCUAACAGAACUUUACUUAUCCAGAUGCAACCUUAAUUCUUCCAUAUUCAACUUGCUACAUGGUUUUACACAUCUUCAGGUUCUACACCUUGACUCCAAUUAUCAAUUACAAGGUUUAAUUCCAAGUGCCAUCGGAAAUUUGACUUCCCUCGGUAGUCUUGAUUUGUCGGGUUGUUCUCUUGAAGGAGAAAUUCCAAGCGACAUCGGAAAUUUGACUUCCCUCAAAUUCCUUGACUUAUCACAGAACAGAUUUUCAGGAGGAAUACCAAGUGCCAUUUCAGAUUUGGAUUCUCUCACCAGCCUUGACAUGUCGGAUAACGAUCUUGAAGGAGAAAUUCCAACCGAAUUCAGAAAUCUUUGCAAUUUGAGGUCCCUUAAACUGUCAAAAACCAAACUGAGCCAAGAUAUAAACGAGGUCUUCGAAAUUCUAUCGGAAUGUGGUUCUGACAAACUUGAGUCAUUGAUUCUGCCAUCUACUCAACUAUCAGGUCAGUUAUCGGACGAUCUACUGAAAUUUAAGAAUCUAGCUUACUUAGAUCUUAAUGAUAAUUUGAUCGCUGGUACAAUUCCAGAGAACUUAGGAGAGUUGAAUUCCUUGAUAAAAUUAGACCUUGGGAAGAACAAACUGAAUGGGACUGUCUCGGUAGGUUUCGGGAUGCUGGCUAAGUUAGCAGAUGUAGAUAUUUCUGAUAAUUCAUUGGCAGGUGAAAUUUCUGAACUUCACUUUGCAAACCUCACAAAUUUGGUAAGUUUUGUGGCAUCCGGUAAUCGGCUGAUCCUGAGAGUUAGUCCUGAUUGGUUUCCUCCUUUUCAACUUAUUUCAACCAUAAAAAUGGGAUCCUGGCAAGUUGGUCCUGACUUCCCCACUUGGAUUCAAUCCCUGAAAUAUCUAGCAUAUCUCGACUUUUCUAACUCGAAAAUUUCUAGUACCCUUCCCGUCUGGUUCAAUGACUUUUCUUCCAGACUUUAUCAAUAUACUUUAUCUCAUAACCAAAUGCAUGGAAGCAUUCCCUAUUUAACCAUAGAUGAUUCUGAUUACUCAUUGAUUGACUUGAGUUCAAAUUUUUUUGAGGGUCCUAUGCCAUCAAUCUUUUCCAAUCCAUUUGGGCUAGAUCUUUCAAACAACUCGUUUUCUGGAUCAAUAACUACCUUUUUAUGCAACAAAUCGAGGACUAUAGACGUUCUUAACCUGGGAGAAAAUAUGUUUUCAGGAGAUAUAUCAGAUUGUUGGAUGAACUGGGGUUAUGUAAGUGUGAUAAGAUUAAGCAACAAUAAAUUCAGGGGAAACAUUCCAGAGUCCAUCGGAACUUUAAGUUCCCUCCAGAUAUUGAAUCUUCGGAACAACAAUCUUUCUGGAGCAAUACCAGUUUCACUCGAGAAUUGCACACGAAUAAAUGUAUUUGACUUGAGUGAAAAUGAAAUGAGUGGUGAGAUUCCUACUUGGAUAGGGCAACAACUUCAACAUACUAGUAUUCUCAAUCUUCGAGGAAAUAAGUUUCACGGACUCAUACCUAAAGAGAUCUGCAAUAUGGCUAAUUUACAGAUCUUGGACUUUGCAGAAAACAAACUCAAUGGUACCAUACCGAAAUGUAUUAAUAAUUUGACAGCAAUGAUCAGUGGAACAAGUGGUCUGGAUGACGGGACUAUCUCUUCGGCUUAUGGUCCUACAUUGACAUAUAAGGAGAGUUCCUCAAUUGUCAGAAAUGGAAGAAUAUUCGAAUACAGCACCAUUCUCAAUUUCGUCAGGAGUCUAGACCUUUCAAAUAACAAACUAUCGGGAGAGAUUCCUGAUGAAAUUACAACACUUGUAUCAUUACAAGCUCUAAAUUUGUCACACAAUUUUUUGAAAGGGAGAAUUCCUAAGGAUAUAGGUGCUAUGAAGGGCAUAGAAUCUCUCGAUUUCUCUCAAAACCAGCUAUCUGGUGAAAUUCCACCAAGCAUGUCAAGUUUGACAUUUCUGAGUAAUUUGAACUUGUCCUACAACAAAUUAUCAGGAAGAAUUCCUUCAAGCACCCAAUUGCGAGGUUUGGAUUCAUCUAGUUUCAGGGGCAACGAGAACCUCUGUGGGCCUCCUCUCACUCAGAACUGCAGCGGUGAUGAUCAUGCAAAGCCUGACAAUAUUGAGAAAGAAGCAACAGAAGAUGAUUGGAAUGAACCUGAAGGAGCAGUGGACUGGUCUUACUUCUAUAUAAGCGUUGCGCCUGGAUUUGUGAUAGGGUUCUGGGGAGUAAUAGGUCCUCUGCUGUUUAAGAAAAGAUGGAGACAUUCGUACUUCAUCUUUCUGAAUGAAUUGGGGAACAGAAUUUCUAGAUCAGUCAGAUGACGAAUAAGCUGCUUGGAAGUUUUAACUGUUGUAAAUCUAUUGCAAGAGUGUUUUUUGAUGGUCUCGCAAUUGUUGUAUGGCAAUGAAGUGCAUUCAAAUUUGCAUAAA